This is a messenger RNA of Debaryomyces hansenii CBS767, 135 nucleotides long. Its product is annotated as DEHA2D00220p. Bases 1 to 135 code for a protein of 44 amino acids. The transcript has a single exon. NCBI's taxonomy places the organism in Eukaryota, Fungi, Ascomycota, Pichiomycetes, Serinales, Debaryomycetaceae. The record is from RefSeq and is a predicted model, not a curated record.
AUGGACAACUAUUUUGGCAGUCCAUCUAUUAUACGACCCCCAUUGGAUCAACGAAGAACAAUACAACCUGAUAUCAUUCAUAUGAUAAAUAGAUUCGGGCAUACAAUAUCCCGAAAUUGUAUUUGGGAUAGGUGA